GCCAGUCGCCGCCACCACUCUCCACCUCAAGCCACUAGUUUUCUUCGACGCCCCGCCGUCGCCAAUCGGAAAUCUGUUAAAGCUAUGGAAAAUGGUGAAGCUAUGAAUCCUGAGAGUAUACAAAGUACUAAUUUUAUAAUCAAAGUGUCUCAUGAAGCUAAAUUAAGAGAGUUAUUACGUAACAUCACCUCAGUUGAUCUCCAAUUAUGCUCAGAAGCGUCAAAAGAGUUUAUGAAGCUACUAAGAGGCGAUGAAGGAGGCGAAAUGUUACGGGAGUAUGUACAAACAUCGUCCAGCUGUUCAGAGCUUCUACAAGCAUGGAAUUUACGACAAUCAAAGACUGGUUUGUCUUAUAUAAUGUCGUUAAUCAAUGUAAUUUUGAGUCAAAAAGACGGUCUUUAUAAACCCAAUGAUGUGGCUAGGCUUUCAGUUAGCAGGGCCUUAGAUAAAUUUGCCCGUUUGAUUCUUGAAGAAAAAUUAGGAGAUGUUUAUAAGGAGUUGAAUAGUAAAGAGGGCAAAGGGAAAAAUGCUGCAUUGUUGUUGAUGGCUUCUGUUGUGAAACGAGGUUCUGGAUUGGCUUCGGAUGUUGCCAAGAGUUUUAAUUUUAAGCUGCCAAGCUUUUUGAAGCUAGCCGAGUAUGAUAGGAGGAGGAAGAACGAGGAAAAGUUAAAAAGGAAGAGCUCUACAAGGAGGUCAUAUGUUCGGUUUGCUAUGUCCUUUUUAGAAAUUGGGGAGCCUAGGUUGUUGAGGUGGGUAUUGCAGCAGAAGGAAAUGUUUUCUGGGCUUCUUCGUGGGCUUGGGAGCGAUGAAGAAGAAACUGUUGUUUACGUUCUAUCUACAUUGAUGGAUAAGGUUCUUGUACCUGAGUCUUUGGUGCCUGUGGGGCUCAGGAGUGUUUUAUUCGGGAGUGUUACUUUGGAACAAUUGGUUAACAUAUCUGGAAGGGGUGGUGGUGGAGUUGCUACUGAGGUGGCGACAAAGGUCCUGUUUAUGGUCUGCACUGAUCCUUCUAAUGGGUUGAUGCCAGAUACAAAGGCAUCACCCUUUCCAUUGAAGGGAAAUCCAACUCGACUCUUGGGUGUUAUGAAGAAGCUCAAAGCUACUGAGAUUGAAUUUCACAGGGAUCUGCUAUUAGGCAUUGUACGUGGAAGGCCGUCAUUUGGUUCUGCAUAUCUGGAUGAGUUCCCUUACAAUCUUGAAGACAACGCAACCUGGUUUGCUGCUGUUUCAUUGGCUGCAAACUUGAUCUCUUCAGUGAAUGCAGGUUUGUUUUUUGAUUUUCUUGAUUCUCAGCCCCAGGAGCCACCAUCUUUUAACAGCUCUGAAGUGCAAAGUAUAAUAAAGUGCAUUGGUCCACGUCCAUUUAACCGAAUAGUAAUGAAUAAAGGAUUACUUCAUUCCGAGUCUCAGAUUCAGCAUGGAACGUUACGGCUUGUUUUGGAGUCACUGAAGUUAUUGGAUUCUCUCUUUUCUGCUCUAAGCCGUAGAUCCAAAUCUAGCAAGCAAAUUGGGUGCAAGUGGGCGUCUCUUAUGCAAGAUAUUCAGAAUGAAGUGCAAUUGUUGCUCCCUGAUCUUCAAGUUUUAUUGUCAUUGAUUUCUUCUCUCAGUAGCCGCUACAAGAGUGAGGAACAAACCUUGAAGAGAGUUGCAGAAACAACUGUUCUACAUGAACAUAGUUCUAGUAAUAAGAAGUUUAAGACUUGUACUUCAAAUGAGGAAACAGAUAUUGUUAUCGGUGGUAUUGGUUCUUCUCUAGACACUGCAACACCAGGUGACGAUGGAAGAAUUCAGGAAGAGCACAAUGUGGAAGAGUCUGACAAUCUGAAGGGUGAUGCUAUGUUAAUCAAGGAACUCUGGGAAUCCCAUGAAAUCAACGAUCCGAACAUUGUUGCAGAGGAUGAGGAAUCGUAUUUCUAUUCUAAGUUGCUUGAUGCCCUCAAAAUAUAUCAUCGCACCAUGCCAUCGGUUGUAGAGGGGUCAUUUGAUUUCUUUAAAGUUCUACCCAACAAUGCUUUAUCAUUACCAACUGUUCUGCAGCAAUCUUUAUUGUCACUGUUAGUUGAACAUAUCGGUGGUUCUUCUAAACAAGAUAUUCCCAUCAGAUACCCGCCACUGAUGUACAAACAUCUAAUGCAUUUCAUUAAUUUUGUUGUAAAUUCACCCGUCAAAGACAUAAAAGAUCAAGCUUAUGUGCUGGCACGGGCAGCCAUGUUAAGUAGCGGUGCAUUUGACAACAAUGCAAGGGAAAUUGAUGGAUGGUUUUUAUUUCUUCCUGGGUUUAGCACCAAAUCCAUUGAAGAGAGGGAAAUCGAAACCGUCCAGAACUUGUCUUCUGUUGUCAUUUCUUUUUUCUGUGAUGCUGUUUCUACGGUUGGAAACAAUUUAUUCAAAUAUUGGGAUCUUCUCAGGCUUCAAAUCAUUCAUCUGGAAAGUGUUAAAGAUGUUUAUCCUCGGUUCAGUCCUCUCUUUGUUUGUGUCCUGGAGAAGUGCCUGAGGUUGCUUGGUUCCAAGUCAGAGACCUUUAAUUUGCCUGAGAAGUCUAUGAUAUCUAUGUAUGUUAGCAACACCUUGAGAUACCUCUUGCAAACUCAGGUAGAGGCUGGAUUGCUAUCUUCUCUGAUAUGCCAUUCAUUAUCUGAAAGACUUGAAGCUGUUGAUGUUGAUUUCUGCGAGUGGAGGCCAUUAAAAAGUUUGUUGCACUUUUCAAGGAGCAUUUCAAAUCAAGAAAGUUGCAUGCUUUCUUCAGUUGAUGGAAAAAGGGGUGUUCUUGAUGAUUCUUUUGUCAAUCUUCUUGCUGAAGUUACAAGUCUAGCGGAGAGUGAGCAUAAUGCUAGGAUAACCACCGCGUUUUCAUCGUCAAUGCUUUGUGCUGCACCUGGUCUAAUAUUGCAGCAUUUUCCGGCAGUUAUAUCUAUUUCACAAAACCUAAGGGGAGUACCUUUUUCUAUUCUAUUGUCUAUCUGUUUUUCUGAAAGGGGUUUCCUUAACGAUAUUUUCAAGUCAUGGCCUGAGUUGUCGUUUGCGGGCUUAGAAAAAGUUGUCACUGCAGUUCUUGAUCAAAAGAAAGGGGAUUCUUGUAGCAUUGAUUCAAGUAACUCUUCUGAAGCGUUCUCUUAUUUCCUGAAGCAGGCUCCAUUUUAUGUGCUAUUUCCAGCUAUUAUAGGCAUUGAAUGCUCAUAUUUAUCCGAUUCAUCCAAAUUUCAGGACAUGCUUUUGGCUAAGCUGUCUAGAGAGAUGUCUGAUAACUUUGUUUCUUCUUUUCGCCUUGUGUUCUUCUGGUUUCAUCGUGUACAAUCUUCCUACCGUAAUGGACCAGCGAAAGAGCUUGUGCAGAUCUCUGAAAUCUGUUUUACUCUCAUAAAGAGAAUGUUGCUGCACCUGUCAGCCGGGAAUAAUGGUUCUGAUUGUUCAAAAAUAUUAUCGGCUCCUGGGUUCAAUCAUUAUGCCCAAGAAAUUGCUGAAACUGUUUUCUGCCAUCCUGCAGUUAUAGGUGCUUUAGAAAGUCCAUUAUCUGUUAACAAGGAACUUAAAGGCAAUAUUGUUGAGCACUUGGCAGAUAAUUUUCUUUGUUUAGCAAGAGAAGGAAUUCAUAGAAUGGAUCAUCAUGUCUUGGAAGUACUAGCAAUAUGUUGUAACCAAAUGUCCUCCUUUAGCAAUGAUGUAAAAUUUCCUGGGGAUUUUGGGUAUGCAAAUAAGCAGAUUGCAAGGGUUUUCAAGUGCCUCCUCCAGAAGUUGGUUCAGCUGCUAAAGGACCGCUUUGAUCAGUUCAUAGAAUCUGAAGAUCCACUGCCCCUGAUCCCAACAUUAUUUGCUUUACACAAUUUGAUUCGAUUCAUAUCCCCUCAGGAGCUGCUUGAAUUGGUUUGUUGGAUGUUCUUGAGAAUUGGCCUUAAUGAUUCUUCUGUUCUGGAAUCUCCUAAAAUUUCAGCGCUCUCUGUUGGAUUAAACCUUGCUGGUUGUGCUUUUGACUUGCUGUUGUGUUAUAUGCAGCAACCAUAUGCCAAGGAAGUACCAUUUUGUUUUGGUGGCAUACAAAAGUUUGAUGUUGCUCUAUUCGAGAGAGUGUAUUUUCAUGUAGUUCAGAUUGCUUCCUCUUCCGAACUAGUAGUUGCAGAUCUUUGCUUGCUGAAAGCUGUUAAGAUUGCAAAUACAUGUAGUGGUCCAACUCUUCUAUCUAUCCGACAAUGCAUGGUUGUGUCAAGGAUAGUAGCAAGCACACCCAUGAAUUUGCUUUCAAAAUGCUUUCAAAGCAUUAGCAUGAUUAAGGCUCAACUAUUGUUUCAUUUAACUGAAUCGAGCCUCCUUCAUCUGUCUUUCUUUGCACUUCCUUUUAUGGAGAUGGUGAACAAAUCUCUAGUUAAGAAAAAAAGGAAGAGUGGUGUAUGUGAUGAAGAUAUGGUGAUGCUACUGCCAGUUGCUCUAUCUUUCUUAGAUUUUAUCUCCAUGAGAUAUGGGGAAAAGUGUUACAAGCAUCUUACAAGCGUACAUUCUUUGUAUUGGGAAAUAUUGCUUGAUGGGUUCUCUAAUUGGAAGACCUUUGUUUCUAGGGAUCUAUUUCAAGUAAAACUAAACAAAUCUGUGCCUUCAACUGUGGAAGAGCUUUGUAAUCUUCUCAAUAACAGUCUUCUUGGAAGAGCAGUUGCUGUCAUGCGGCAUCAUCUUGUAUCAAGCGGGGCCACUGUCAAACGGAGCAAGCGAUUGAAGUUAUUUGAUUCUGUUCUUCCAUCUGGUAGUGAUAAACUUCUGGACUGUGAUGCUGUUGAAAUUGAUCGUUAUUCCAUCGAUCAAUCUUUGAAUCUUAUUCUGAAGUCAGUCGCGAAGGUACUUCUUUGUAAGAUGGUGUUAUUUCCCAAGGAAAAUAUUCAAGUUCUUGCCAAAGGAGAGGAAGCAGAUGGAGAGAUAGAACUUACUUCUUUGGAGGCAAUGUCUAGCAAAGAAUACUUAAGAAGUGUAUUGUUCAUAAAUACGUUGGUGUCGACUUGGCGAUUAAUCGUCAAAAUAUUCCCUUCAAAGUCAAAUGAUCGUUCAGAAGUUGAAGGCACAAAAUGUGCGUUGUUCAGGCUUUUGGAAGUCUUUAUAUUCAGGAAUUUUAUUGAAGUUACUGCAGAGAUGCAUAAGAAUUCUGAUAGAAUGUCAAAUUCUCUGGUUAACCUAGAACAGAUUGCAAGAUCUUGUCUUCUUCACAGGUUUGAGGAUCCUGCAACACUCAGCAUGCUUCGAGUUAUUUUCACCGGCCAAGCUGAUGAUAAAUCUUUGCAUAUACAAAUUCUUCAGCUGCUGUUGGCUCACUCUCAGUUUGCACCCACCAUUCAAUCUGCCACUAAAUCUUCUAGUUCUCUACAGUUUGGUAUCAUUUUCAGACCCAUGUCCAGUAUUCUGAGAUCACUUACUUUCAACAGUACGGAUCAUAAUGUCCUUAAAGUAGACAGGUCACAGUCAUCUGAGCUGUACAUGAAGCAAUUGGAAAUUGUCAAAUUGCUUAGGGUGCUAUGCCAUAUUAGGGCUCAGCUGGGUACCCUUGGUUUUGAACAAGAUAUUGGGAUAAAUUCUAAAGAAUUGCUGUUCUUGCUUCUCUCUUCUUAUGGUGCUACUCUCAGUGAAAAAGACUUGGAGAUUUAUAAACUCAUGCAUGAACUUGAAAGUAAUGAUGAGUCAGGCUCGAGUUAUAUUGCUGAUAUGGAUUAUCUGUGGGGAACUGCUGCUACAAGGGUGAGGAAAGUACGGGAGACAGAGCAGGCCUUUUUUUCUGAUGACAUGGAUGACACCGAAGCUCAACAAAAACGCCGGAAAAGUCAAUUCAGAGAAAACCUUCCAAUUGACCCCAGAAUAUGUGCAGCUACGGUACUUCAUUUUCCCUAUGACAGAAAAAUGAGACCAGGAGAUCUAUUUCCUAACAAGCUUCCAGUUAAUAAUGCAGAACCUUUGGAUGAGGCACGAACUGCGAAUAUUGAGACAAUACACAUUUAUGAUCCAGUUUUCAUCUUGCGGAUGUCAUUGCAUGGUUUGUCGAUGGAUUACAUCGAACCAGUUGAAUAUGCGAGCUUAGGUCUGCUUGCUGUUGCGUUUGUUAGUUUAUCCUCACCUGAUGAUGAGAUCCGAAAAUUGGGCUACAAGGUUCUGGCAGUAUUCAGGAAUGCAUUAGAGAUAAGUCAAAAGAGAAAGGAUGUAAACCGACUUCUUCUGUUGCUGACGUAUGUGCAAAACGGUAUAGGAGAGGCAUGGCAGAGGAUUCCUUCUAUACAUGCUGUAUUUGCUGCUGAGGCGUCCGUAUUGUUAUUGGAUCCUUCAAAUAAUCAUUACAAAAUUAUAAGUAAACUUCUUAUGCAUUCACCUAUGAAUACGAAGAUGAUAUCAUUUUUUGAUGAGUUCUUCUGGAGUAAUUCUGUUGAUUUUAAAUCGGGUAGGAUAUGGAUGCUUCGCCUACUUUAUUCUGGCCAAAAUCUAGACGAUGAUGCUCAGAUUUAUGUCCGGAGCUCAGUUUUAGAGAAACUGCUAAGUUUUUACAGUUCUUCUCUUUCAGACAAUGAAUCAAGGGAAUUAAUCCUUCAGAUUGUGAAGAAGGUCGUUAAAUUUGAUAAGACGUCUAGAUAUUUAAUUGAGCACUGUGGUGUAAUUUCAUGGUUGUCAUCUCUUAUUUCAAAUUUCUGUGGAAGUACAUACCAAGAAAAGAGGGGUGGUUUACUGGCCCAACUUGCAGUAAUACUGGAGGUAGUAAAUGAUGUUGUCACUUCCAGGAGCACAAUUCAGUGGUUGGAAGCACAUUCUGUGGAGCAGCUGACACAACUUUCAUGUCAUUUGUAUGCGCUUUUUGCUGAUAGCUUUGAGCUUGUAAAAGAAAUUCACUUGGUUGAUUCAGUUUUGGAAGUACUUGCUUCAACACUGAAGAUAUCACAAAAGAGGGAUGCAUUCCAACCGCAUUUAACCUUUUCUGUUGAAGGUCUAUACCAGUUGUCCCAAGCCAUUGAUGUAUGUUGUAAUGGAGAGCAUAGUCCUACUGCAGAGUUGGGACUUGAAGUUUUACUGAUGAGCACUCCCCAAGCAGCACUUUUCAGCAUGGACCUGGAAAAGCUUCAGAAGUUCAUCCUUUGGGCAGUCUCAAUUGCUCUUCAGGCAAACUCAUCAACUCAUCUUCCAUCUGAAGGAUCUGAUUACAAUAUUCAAUCUAGUCUGGUGAAGGAACAAACCAAUGAUUCAUUGCUAUCGAAGCUUUUACGCUGGUUGACUGCUUCUGUAAUUCUAGGAAGGCUUUCAUGGCAAUCGAGAGAUGUGGAAUCCAAAUAUAAUCUUGAUAACUCACUUCCAGAAACAUUGCAAUCUUUUCUUGAGGCAGAAUGGCCAGUGCAUGUAUCAAGUCAGGCGGGAUCUGGCUCUGAAGAACUACUAGCUGCUAUUAUAUAUUACCUUCAACAGAUUCUUGGGAGGAAAUGCGAAGUGCUUCCAUCUGUUGUUAGUUCACUUUGUUUGUUACUUUUUCCUGAUUCCUCCCACACAGGAUCAGAUGCACUGCCUGAUGGAGGAAGUACUUUGACGUCGUUGCUAUCCUCAAUACCCUGCCCUGCUGAAGCUAAUCCUUCAUGGAGAUGGUCAUUUGAGCAGCCAUGGAAGAAUCCUUCAACCAAGAGUUCUUCUGUAGAUGAGCUUCAAGCAUGCCAAAGUAUCUUACUGGUGGUUUCCAAUGUUCUUGGCAAGAAGUCGUCGCUUUCACACUUCAUCUCAAUUCUAGAUGUGGAAAAUUUAGAUGUGUUUAAAUGGGAAAGAAAUCUUGUUGUAGAGACUGAAUAAUGUGUUUGUUAUCGAGCAUAAUAUAUUGCUAAUGAGAAACAAGUCUCGUGUAGGCUGAAAGCCUUCAGGGAUAGUUUCGAACAUAUCAUUCUUCACUUUUGAUUGUUUGCAAACGUUCAUCCUACCUUUACAUCCUCUUUUCGAGUGAGAUAUACCAUGU
This is a messenger RNA of Cynara cardunculus var. scolymus (artichoke), 7942 nucleotides long. RefSeq lists its product as uncharacterized. The coding region runs from base 85 to 7782 and encodes 2565 amino acids. The record is from RefSeq and is a predicted model, not a curated record. The transcript is spliced from 14 exons. Gene Ontology annotation, cellular component: nucleolus. Gene Ontology annotation, biological process: maturation of 5.8S rRNA from tricistronic rRNA transcript (SSU-rRNA, 5.8S rRNA, LSU-rRNA); maturation of LSU-rRNA from tricistronic rRNA transcript (SSU-rRNA, 5.8S rRNA, LSU-rRNA). Lineage: Eukaryota; Viridiplantae; Streptophyta; Magnoliopsida; Asterales; Asteraceae.